This is a messenger RNA of Chroicocephalus ridibundus (black-headed gull), 4833 nucleotides long. RefSeq names its product G protein-coupled receptor 78 (gene GPR78). Gene Ontology annotation, cellular component: membrane. The transcript is spliced from 2 exons. Gene Ontology annotation, molecular function: G protein-coupled receptor activity. The coding region runs from base 13 to 1065 and encodes 350 amino acids. The record is from RefSeq and is a predicted model, not a curated record. Gene Ontology annotation, biological process: adenylate cyclase-activating G protein-coupled receptor signaling pathway. NCBI's taxonomy places the organism in Eukaryota, Metazoa, Chordata, Aves, Charadriiformes, Laridae.
ACCCGCUGAGAGAUGGACUUGGCAGGCGUGCUGCUGGCGUUGCUCCUCGUGCUGGUGCUGGUUGUCUCUCUGCUCUCCAACCUCCUGGUGCUGCUAUGCUUCGUCUACAGUACGGAGAUCCGCAAGCAGGUCGCCGGGGUUUUCCUGGUGAACUUGUCCUUUUGCAACCUGCUCCUCACCGUCCUGAACAUGCCUUUUACCCUGCUGGGGAUCCUGAGGAACCAGCAGCCCCUCGGGGGCUGCGUCUGCAAAGCGGUGGGUUUCCUGGAAACUUUCCUGACUUCCAACACGAUGCUGAGCAUGGCAGCACUCAGCAUCGACAAAUGGAUUGCCGUGGUGUUCCCCUUGAGCUACACCAGCAAGAUGCGGUAUAAGGACGCUGUGAUACUGAUGGGCUACUCGUGGCUCCACUCCCUCACGUUCCCCUUGGUAUCCUUGUUUUACUCGUGGGUAGAUUACAGCAGCGUUUAUGCCUCUUGCACCUUGCACCUGAAGGAAGAGACGGAGCGGAGAAGGUUUACAGUGUUCACCAUCGUCUUUCACUCCACCAGUUUCAUGCUGUCACUGGUGAUCUUGUGUUUCACCUAUUUAAAGGUGUUGAAAGUUGCCCGGUUCCAUUGCAAGCGGAUAGACAUUAUUACCAUGCAGACUCUGGUUUUGCUGGUGGAUAUCCACCCCAGUGUGAAGCAGCGCUGUCUUAAUGAGCAGAAACGAAGGAGGCAGCGGGCUACCAAGAAAAUCAGUAUUUUUAUAGGGUCAUUCGUGAUCUGUUUUGGUCCUUACAUUAUCACCAGGUUAGUAUUGCCUCUUGGGGCGGGGAACUUUCUGGGACCUUUAUGCUCUCUGAUGUGCAGGUGCCCGGCAGGGACUAGAGCUAAUUUUGGGGUGCCAGAGCCCGAUGGAGACCCAGGGCCAAGCCUGCCUGCACACCCAGCCUGCUGGGCGAAGCCUUGGCAGCCUCUGUCUCUCCUUUCCUCGUUGCAGCCAGGUCUGGGAGCCUCUUGCCAAGAGCAAGAAGCUUUUAGGACGAGUACCAGGAAUUACCUACAUGCCAGUGGGAGAUGAAAGCGGUUUAAAAGACUUGCCACCCUUCCUUAUUAGCACAAGCUGAGCGACAGGGAGGAAAGCAGACAGGUGCUUUUUUUUUAAAGGCAUAAGGCCAAACUUGCUGCUAUUGGAAGCUGAGGCGAGAUAAUUUAAACUUAUCCAGGCCGAUAAUUUGUCAGAUAAGCUUUGUGUCCGGAAACAUUAAUGUCUGUAAAUAUAUUGCUAAUGGGGCAGCAUGGCCUUGUGAUGAGGUGUGAGAGUUAUCUCCCAGGAAAAGCAAUAAUAAAAUGUAUAGGCAACACUGUGUUCCUUAACUGGUCAGAAUCAUUGUCAUCCAGCCAGGUGGUUUGCACUUUUUAAAAUAGUCAUGUAUCAUUCUCAUUCCGUACUUGCAUAGUCUUUAUACAGCAUAUGGUUAUUACUUUUAAGUCUUGCAUAAAUCAGUGAGCUGGAAGCCAGCGUAACUCUACUGAAUUGUAGCACCUCAGGAUUCACCCUUUCAUCUCUAAACUGAAACAGGCUACAUCUUUCACUAGUGAUUUUUUUAAAAUGUCUCCCACUUCACAGUGUGUUCAAGACAUACUUGAAGAGAACUGACUCCCGUCCAGGAAGGUUUACUAAUCUUUGUAAAACCACCCUGGUGAGGGCUUCCUCAAGGUUGCUGCCAAGCCGCCAGGGUCUGCAGCUACACCAGUUUACAGAAACUGGCCAGCUUUAGAGCACUGAUCUUACACAGUCACAUAUAUAGAGGCCACUCACGAUCACUGUAAUUGCCCUUUUCUUACAUGGGUAGGGGGACAGAUUGAGGCCAGUGCACAAAAUGGCAAUGUUUUUUAACCUUUAGGAUGACAUUUCUUUCAGUUCCCAUUUAUAUGUUGAAAGGGAUUCCUAACUGAUUGCCUAGAUAACUGCAUUUUUUUUUUUCUGCAGUUGAAAGGAUUAUUAUAAACAUUAACAUUACAUCACAGAGUUAAAAGAUUAAUUGAUCACUGUUCAGUACAUUCUGAGUCAUUUUCUGUUCACUUUUGCCAUAAGCAGGAUAUAAUUAUAUUGAGCAAAGUGGUUUUACCAUCUUCUUUCCAUCCGAACAUUACCAAGCUCAGCAAAUUCCAGCAUUGCCACAUUUUUCAGGGUGAAGGUAUUUCUCAUAAACUUCUAAAAUAAAAGUGACUUCCUUUUUCAGACCUUGCAUUUGGCAAAUGUGAGAUGGUGCAUUUUCUAGGUCUGACAAACUGGUGCCUCAUGUGUCACUAGAGAGAAGACUGAGGGUUGGUUUGUAUAAGUGUGUGUGUCAAGGUACAGCUGCUGUCUCAGUCACAAACACCCGAGGUGGUUCAGUGACAGCAAGAUGGGAAGUAUCUGGGGAGGACAUCCUCAAAGGCUCUUUGUCCCAAUGGCAAGACAGUGUCCAGGCAGCACUAGAUAAAAGGUGAUGGUGGUGAAGAUGUUGGAGGACUUGCUGCUGUGCCCAUUUCUCCAUUUUUCCCCCAUUUAGUGCCACCCCCUCUGUUUUUCAGAGGGGUGGCACUAAAAUCAUCUCUAUGGAAGCAAUGUGAGAGAUCUCCUCCUCUGUUUUCCUGCUCUUUGGCCCGGUGACUCAGUUUGUGUUGUGAGCUCAGUAUUUGCUCCUCAUUUCAGAAAUGUGAAUGAGAUUAUGAUCAUUAGCAAUAUAUUCGUCUGUUCACUAAGAGCCAAAAGAUGAAUUUCAUCUUUUCUGUAACAGCACUGAAAAGAAGAAAAUGGUACUAAGAUGCAUUCAGAUGGGUAUUUCUAAGGCUGACUUGAUUCGGCCAGGCCCAUUAUCUUAUUAAAAUCUGUGUAAUUUUUCUUCUGUUGGCUUCAGUGCAAUUAUGCUUGGGCCCAUAAUACAUUAAAGGAACACAUAGUAAUGUGUCUGUUUUCAUGACUGAAAGAUAUCUUACUCUUCUUAUUUAGUGUCUUUGUAAAAACAUCAAUCGUGUAAAUAUCAAAUGUAUAUUUCUUGUAUUAGGACAAUAUACAGGGUGGGAUAAACCUAAGCAACCAUGCAGCAGGUGUCAUUUAUUGUACAUUUAUUUAUUUCUCACACUUUGUGUCUGGUAAAUUUAUUUGUCCCUCACAUUUUGUAUCUUUGUGUGCUCUCUGUUUUGAACUUACUGGAAUUUUUUCCAAGCAGCUUCAAACUGAAGUCAUCAGAUUUUUAAAUGCACUUGCCAUAGGAAUUAUUUCACUUUUAUGCAUACAAAUGAGAAAUUUUCCUGUCAGAGUUGAACCACUUGUUGCAAUGUUCAGUCCUAGCGGUGGUAAGUCAGCUUUUCUGAGGGACUGGAACAGCUUCAAAAGUCAACGCCCUGCAAGUUGGGAGCUCUGCACUUUGGAAAGUGGCCAAAAGGUUCUUCAAGCCUUGAGAAAGCUUCUGAUCUUACAUCUUCAAACAGCGAUGUUUUAGGGUACAGAAAAGGGCUAUUUUAUUUCAUGGUACUUUUUUUUUUUUUUUUUUUCUGGAAUGAAUAUAACAAAAUAGUAUAUUCUUGCUCCUGCCAAAGGUUUCACAAAAGAUGUACAGAUAAUAAAAACUUCUCACCCUGUUCUUUCCACCUUCCUGGAGAGUUUGCCCACUGCAGAUGAGCUAUAUGCCAGACGUUUGCUGGAAUAGUCUGAAGGUUUGCUCUCACUUCCGUGGAAAAAUUGCUUAACUUAGUUGCAGUUUCUGCACCCAUGAUUAAUACACCCAUCUCAACUGAGGUGCUGAGGCCACUAAUCAUCCAUGAAGCACAGACCGGGAGACACAGGUCUGGAGACAGCUGGCUGGUCAUAUAAUGAUGAUAAAAGUGUUGUCUCCCUGUUUUCUUUGGCCAAAGUAGCAGUCAGCCAAGUGUACACAGAAACCUUCAUGGGUAAGUAGAUGCAGUUGUGCUCCUAAGCAUACUAUAGGAUUGCAGGUGCUGCCCAAAUCUCUCUGAGAUACUGCUGUGUUGUUCAUACUACAACGGUCUAACCUGAAUCCUCUUUGCAUAUGUGAUAAUUCACAGGAGUGGCGGAAUGCAGGUUCACUGUUCUGUACCUGAGGGGGUGGAUCUAGACCAGGUUUCUGGUGUCAUUUGAGAUGCUGCAUAGCAUCCAAAACCUCUACAUAGGUUGGCAGAUAUGACACAGGAGCUGAAGGAGACCCACAACUUCCAGGAGCAGCACCCUGAAGCCCAGGGGGUUAUGCCCAAAUGUCUCAAGCGUCACUAGACAGCUGUACUUAGGCAACUGAGUUGAGUGAGCCUGGAUGCCCCAAGUCACAUGUGUCUAUCUCAAGCUUGCCAUGGGAGAGUCAAUUAUGUCGCCAAGAUUUUGUCCACUUACUAGCACAACUCUCUAAAUUCAGAAAGUGAGCAAUAAACUGCAGCACUUUCUUAUCUCCAAUGCCUGGGAGCAUGGACAUUGAAACCACACUUUUUCUCUCUUUCUAUAGAGGGAACGAUUGUUGUCUCCCAGUGGCUUUGCUAGAAAAGUUCCCUUUGCCUUUAUCAAAUCCAAGGAGUCAGGGCCCUUCUCCUGCAGGGACCGUGUGCUGUAAGAAAAUAAGUGAUACAUUAAUGUUUCAUGAAGCUUGAAUUUAGCACCAGGCUCAGUGUGAAUAUAACACUCAAGUGUUUCCAUCUCUCUUUAAUGUUUAACAGGUUGAUAGAGCUCCUUCCUUUUGUUACCAUAAAUUACUACUGGGGAAUUAUAAGCAAGUGCCUGACCUACAGUAAGGCUGCAUCAGAUCCAUUUGUUUACUCACUUUUACGUCAACAGUACAAAAAAGUUCUGAUCAAC